Messenger RNA from Benincasa hispida (wax gourd), 1614 nucleotides. RefSeq names its product thylakoidal ascorbate peroxidase (gene TAPX). Lineage: Eukaryota; Viridiplantae; Streptophyta; Magnoliopsida; Cucurbitales; Cucurbitaceae. The record is from RefSeq and is a predicted model, not a curated record. Gene Ontology annotation, biological process: cellular response to oxidative stress; hydrogen peroxide catabolic process; response to reactive oxygen species. Gene Ontology annotation, molecular function: peroxidase activity; heme binding.
AAGAACAGGGUUGGAUUUGCAGAACCGUGUUGCCAAACAAGGUUUUUGCGUAGGCCAGGUUGAUCCUCAGCAAAAGGAGAGAGGCCGCAAAAAAGGAAAGCCCCAAAUGGCCGAGCGUUUGUCCCUACAACUGACACUUCCAUCGCAUUCAUCCCCUGUGGCUUCUGCUUCGAAAAACUCAAUUUCACCCAAAUCCAUGGCUGCUACUGUUUUUGGAACCGCCGCCGCCGCCGCUUCCUCCGCCUCAUCAACCACUCGUCUCCUCUCCUCAGCCACCAGAGCUACACUAUCUUUCUCUUCACGUUCACCAUCCCUCCUCUCUCGCUCUUCGUCGUCCUCCUCUUUCAACUUCCUCCGAUCGUCUCCUCUCAUUUCUCACCUAUUUCUCAACCAGGGAGGGCCGAGUUCUUGUGUAUCAAAUAGAGGAUUCAGUGCGGCGUCUAAUCCGAAAUGCCUGGCAUCGGACCCUGAGCAGUUGAAGAGUGCUAGAGAAGACAUCAAGCAGCUACUGAAAACCACAUUCUGUCAUCCUAUUUUGGUCCGGCUAGGUUGGCACGAUGCUGGAACUUACAAUAAAGAUAUUGAGGAAUGGCCGCAGAGAGGUGGAGCUAAUGGAAGUUUAAGAUUUGAUGUUGAGCUGGGCCAUGGUGCUAAUGCUGGUCUUGUUAAUGCCUUGAAACUCAUUGAGCCUAUCAAAAAGAAGUAUUCUAACGUGACAUAUGCAGACCUAUUUCAGCUGGCCAGUGCUACAGCUAUCGAGGAGGCUGGAGGACCCAAAAUCCCCAUGAAGUAUGGAAGGAUGGAUGUUGUAGGGCCGGAGCAAUGCCCUGAAGAGGGGAGGCUUCCUGAUGCUGGUCCUCCAUCACCUGCUGCACAUCUACGAGAUGUUUUCUACAGAAUGGGGUUGAAUGACAAGGAAAUAGUUGCAUUAUCUGGGGCACACACGUUAGGGAGAGCUAGGCCAGAACGCAGUGGUUGGGGAAAGCCAGAGACCAAAUAUACGAAAGAUGGACCCGGUGCACCUGGUGGACAAUCCUGGACCGCACAAUGGUUGAAGUUUGACAACUCAUAUUUUAAGGAUAUCAAGGAAAGGACAGAUGAAGAAUUACUGGUGUUGCCAACUGAUGCUGUUCUCUUUGAAGAUCCAGCAUUCAAGGUUUAUGCUGAAAAAUAUGUUGAAGAUCAAGAAGCAUUCUUCAAAGACUAUGCUGAAGCCCAUGCCAAACUCAGCAACCUUGGUGCUAAAUUUGACCCUCCAGAGGGUAUUGUGCUUGAUGAUGCAUCUUCGAAACCUGCAGGAGAGAAGUUUGAGGCCGCCAAAUACUCAUAUGGAAAGAGAGAGCUAUCAGACUCAAUGAAGCAGAAGAUUCGGGAAGAAUAUGAAGCUUUUGGUGGAAGUCCAGAUAAGCCUUUACCAACAAACUACUUCCUUAAUAUCAUUGUUGUGAUUGCUGUUUUGGCAAUUUUGACAUCCUUGCUUGGAAACUAAUUUGAGUUUUUUAAUCUAUUUCUGAAAUGGUUUGUUUCUCAACAAAAUGCCUUAUAAUUUCACAAUUUGUUUCUAGUAAUUACUUUUUCAGUUCAAUAAUAUGCCGGGUGGGAAGUUCGAGCCUU